Messenger RNA from Lampris incognitus (smalleye Pacific opah), 3152 nucleotides. Its product is annotated as volume-regulated anion channel subunit LRRC8E. The transcript has 3 exons. The coding region runs from base 357 to 2813 and encodes 818 amino acids. NCBI's taxonomy places the organism in Eukaryota, Metazoa, Chordata, Actinopteri, Lampriformes, Lampridae. The record is from RefSeq and is a predicted model, not a curated record. Gene Ontology annotation, molecular function: protein binding.
GAGGCGCCAAGAACGUUCAAGAGAGCAACGUAAAAACAGCCGCUCUCGCUUUAAAUGGCUCCGGGCCUCACCUGCGUGUUAACUCCGGGACUCGCCGGUGCUGGUUGGACGACGAUGAGCCGGUGGGCAGACGGAGAACACGAGAUAAAAAAAAAAAAGAAAACCGUGUCAAACUCCACUGACUCCCGGUUCAACGUGUCCGAUCAGUGGCCACUACUAGUCAGUGGAGAGCGUCCCCACCUCCCCUCGGUACUGCAGGGCGAAGCUGUGCAGAGGGAGCGGAGACACCUACAGAGGAGCGUCCCGGAGCAGCUCCCCGCAGGACACCUGUGGAAAGUCGGGCGGAGUCAGCCAGGAUGAUCCCAGUGGGCGAAUUCCGGAACUUUGCCUCGGAACCAAAUCCGAAGUUUCGGGUUCUAAAGCCAUGGUGGGAUGUUUUCUCAGAGUACCUGUGCAUCGCUAUGCUCAUGAUCGGGGUCUUUGGGUGCACUCUACAGCUAACACAGGACAAGAUUUCCUGUCUCCCAAGCCACUUCACCAGCCCAACCCCAGAAGCCAUUGACUGCAGCCACAUCCGGGACUACGGGGAGAACGAGACAUGGGAGCACUCCCUUAUAAAGCCUGUGAGCCCCAUCAUACGGGAGGUGUUUGGUCGUAAGAACAACCUUGACAUCCAUCAGUAUGUGUUUGUCAACCACUACUGCUAUGAGAGGGCUGUUCAUUGGUAUGGAAAGUACUUUCCGUAUCUGGUUGUCAUACAUACUAUGAUCUUCAUGGUAGCCAGCAGCUUUUGGUUCAAAUUCCCUGGAACCUCUUCUAAAAUAGAGCUCUUUGUCACCAUCCUUGGGAAGUGUUUUGAUUCACCCUGGACCACUCGGGCCCUGAGUGAGGUUUCUGAGGAAAGAGGUGAGGAGAAAUUAGUUAUUAUGAGGAAGAGCACCAUGACAAAAUCUACCCCGGAUGCACCAGAAGUGGAGGAGGAGACUAUGGGACUUCUGCGAUCCUCCUCUGUCAAGUCUAAUCCAGAUAAGAAGAAUCCAGAGCCUCAACCAGCUGCCUCAGUCCUGGAUAAAAAGGAAGGAGAGCAGGCCAAAGCUCUGUUUGAGAAGGUGAAGAAGUUCAGAACUCAUGUGGAGGAGGCAGACAUCUUGUAUGUUAUGUAUGUGUUACAGACCUCCCUCAAAGUCUUCAAGUUCCUGUUAAUCACUAUAUACAGUGCUGCACUGGUUCCCAACAUUCAGAUUGUUGUACGUUGUCUUGUUCCUCCUGAACUGACUGGUUUUGAUAUCUAUUGCUGUAAUCACAACAAGGCCCAUCUUUUCUCCAAAUUAGCCUACUGCUACAUCUGUUUUGUGGGAGUGUAUGGACUUUUAUGCAUCUACACCCUUUAUUGGUUGUUCCAUCGACCUCUUAAGGAGUACUCCUUUGAACAUGUAAGACUGGAGACAGGUAUCAACGACAUUCCAGAUGUGAAGAAUGACUUUGCAUUUCUCCUCCACCUCAGUGACCAAUAUGAUGCUCUUUACUCUAAACGCUUUGCCUUCUUCCUCUCUGAGGUCAGCGAGAGCCGUCUCCGCCAGGUCAACCUCAACCAUGAAUGGACUGCCAAAAAGCUGCGCACCAGACUCGCAAAGAAUGCCAGUGACCGUCUAGAGCUCCACUUGUUUAUGUUACCUGGGCUCCCAGACACAGUUUUCGAGAUUCCAGAGGUGGAGUCACUCAAACUGGAACUCCUCACAAAUGUCACCAUCUCGGGGAAUGUGGCACAGCUUGGUUCACUCCAGGAACUUGUACUGAUCCACUGUCCUGCCAAGCUCCAGCUAGCUGCCCUGAUCCAACUCAGGGAGCAUCUCAAGGUCCUGCGUUUGGUGUUUGAGAGUUUAGAACAGGUACCUCUGUGGAUGUACAACCUGCACAACCUGGAAGAGUUACAUCUAAGUGGCCCUUUGAACAAUGAUGUCUCCCGGAGCACAACUCUGGAUUCCCUCAGAGAGCUGAAAGUUUUGAGCAUCCUUACCCUCCGCAGCAACCUCACUAAGAUACCACCAAGUAUAGGGGAUGUCGCUGUGCAGCUCCAGCGGUUGUGCAUAUAUAAUGAAGGUUGUAAGCUCCAAGCCUUUAGCAUCCUCAAGAAACUAACCAACCUGGUCUCCCUGGAGCUGGUGGGGUGUGAGCUGGAGCGUAUCCCUAGCGCUGUCUUCAGCUUGUCUAACCUUCAGGAACUAGACCUCAAGGAGAAUAAGCUGAACACUGUGGAGGAGAUUCUAAGCUUACAGCAUUGUCAGCGGCUGGUGACGCUUCGCCUUUGGCACAACAACAUCACCUACAUCCCCGAGCACAUCAGCAAGCUGCGCUCCCUGGAAACUCUGGAUAUCAGCUGGAACAAAAUCAGAAAUCUCCCCUCAAGGAUGUUCUAUUGCACCAAACUAAGACACCUGGAUGUCUCCCAUAACCAGCUUACCUCCCUCCCUACUGAGGUGGGCAUCCUGCAGAGUCUCCAGUUCUUCUCUGCUGCCUUCAACUCUUUGGAGACACUGCCAGAAGAGCUCUUCUCCUGCAAAAGGUUAAAGAUCUUGGCCCUUGGAAACAACCGUCUGACCUCCCUGAGUCCCAGGGUGGCCAACCUGGCUCAGCUAGUCCGACUAGAGCUCAAAGGGAACCGUCUAGAAUCUCUACCUCUUGAAAUAGGACACUGUCCCUUACUUAACCUCAUGGGGGUGAUUGUAGAGGAUAGCCUGGUGAAUCAGCUGACGUCAGAUGUAAGAAACAGAAUGUCUGAUUUAGAUGAGUCAGAAGUUAUCAAUGAAUUGUAAAGGUUUUUUUUUUUGUAGGGUUGUCUUCAGUGUUGCAUUGAUGACAGAAUAUGUCGAGUAUCAAAUUAUACCAAAAGGUGGAUAUUUUUUUAAUGUGGUAUAAAACAAAAGGGAAACCAUAACCUAAGUAUGGCAGGAUAAAUUGUGAAUUAACUCUGAAGAAUUUUGAUCUAAACUUUUCAAUGAAGAGCUUCUUUUUUACACUCAUGGACAACGUAGUAUCAUGUAACUCAAGGUCAAAUAUAAUAGAUGAAUGACCAACUUUUUUUUUUUAGGAGAAAACAUUUUAAACUUCGAUACAAAUGUGCUUUUAUAAAUGUUUUUUAAUAUAAAUGAUGU